Messenger RNA from Heterobasidion irregulare TC 32-1, 2942 nucleotides. RefSeq lists its product as uncharacterized. The transcript is spliced from 18 exons. Gene Ontology annotation, molecular function: phosphoacetylglucosamine mutase activity; magnesium ion binding. The record is from RefSeq and is a predicted model, not a curated record. Gene Ontology annotation, biological process: carbohydrate metabolic process; UDP-N-acetylglucosamine biosynthetic process. NCBI's taxonomy places the organism in Eukaryota, Fungi, Basidiomycota, Agaricomycetes, Russulales, Bondarzewiaceae. The annotation marks the transcript as partial.
AUAUCGCGCACAUCCACCCAAGCAGUAAUCUUUUGUCUUUUUUCCCUCCCUCCCGUCAUGCCUGGAGUACUCCCCAUCGAUGGAAUAACGCAGCUGGCCAAUCUCCACCCAAGGCCGAGUCAUAUUCGGUAUCAGUAUGGAACGGCAGGUUUCAGAACAUUAGGAAUCGUGCUUGAUUCUGUUCUAUUCCGGGUAGGUAUUCUCGCCGCUCUCAGGAGUAAAAGGCUAGAUGGAAAGACCAUCGGGGUGAUGGUGACCGCAUCCCACAACCCAGAACCGGACAAUGGCGUCAAACUAGUUGAUCCUCGUGGAGAAAUGCUCGAAGCCUCAUGGGAGGCGCAUGCUACAACACUCGCAAAUGCCGCCACCACCGAAGACUUCAUCAAAGCACUCGAGACUCUCGUGAAGACAGCCAAGAUCGAUCUCUCAAAACCUGCCAGGGUUGUCUACGGUCGCGACACCAGACCAUCUGGCCCCGCGUUGAUAUCUGCUCUUGAAGAUGGAUUUAAAGCUAUCGGCGCUGAAAGUCGGGACGCGGGUGUCACCACGACGCCGAUCCUUCACUACCUCGUCCGUGCUACCAACACCAAAAGAACGAAGAAUGCAUAUGGAGAGGAUACGGAAGAAGGCUAUUUUAAGAAACUGUCCGGUGCCUUCAAGAAGCUUGUCGCCGGAAAACCUGUCUCGCCGCCUCUCGUUGUGGAUUGCGCCAAUGGCGUGGGCACAGAUGCUGUGAACAAAAUGAUUGGAUACCUCGACAACAGCCUCAAACUCAUACCCUUCAACACCGCCACGACUACUCCUGGCGCGUUGAACAACGCCUGCGGCGCGGACUACGUGAAGACAACGCAGAGAUUACCCCCUUCCCUCAUAUCGCAUCUGAAGCCCGGACAGAGGGCAUGUAGUUUCGAUGGGGAUGCCGAUCGUCUGAUUUACUACUAUUUGGACGAUCGCGGACAGUUUCAUAUGCUGGAUGGCGACAAAAUCGCUGCUUUGGUAGCGGCGUUCAUCGUCGAGCUCGUCAAGACGGCUGGGCUCGAGAACGAGAUCAGGAUGGGCGUCGUACAGACCGCGUAUGCCAACGGCAGCUCGACAAAAUAUCUCAGCGAGCGUCUUCCUGUGCGUUGUGUGUCGACUGGGGUGAAGCACCUUCAUCAUGCUGCGGAGCAUUUCGCCGUCGGUGUCUACUUCGAAGCCAACGGACACGGAACUGUGCUCUUCUCGCACGAGACGCUCGAAAAACUGGCUACCCAUGAACCGUCGACUCCUGCGCAGUCGCGCGCCCUGAACUACCUUGUAGACCUUACGAAUCUGAUCAACCAAACCGUCGGGGACGCGCUCUCGGAUCUCCUCCUGGUCGAGACCGUGCUUGCGCAUAAGUCAUACUCUGGCAUCGAGUGGGACUCGUUGUACGUUGACCUGCCUAACCGACUUGUCAAGGUCGUCGUGGCGAACAGGCACGCGUUCCAGACGGAGGACGCUGAGCGACGGCUCGUCAGCCCGAAGGGUUUGCAAGGAAAGAUCGAUGACCUUGUGAAGAGGUACGGUGGUGGACGGUCCUUUGUCCGGCCCAGUGGAACCGAGGACGUCGUUCGGGUCUACGCGGAGGCUACCAUCAGGUCUCAGGCUGAUGAGCUGGCGUUCCGCGUUGCUGGGUUGGUGUAUGAUGAGACUGGUGGCGAUCCUACCACUCGCCCCAAGGAGUUUUUCGACGAGGAGAGAAACGAGAAAAGCGUAAGCACAAUGACGGGAUGGACGGACGUGUUCCGAACGGAGAAGCGUCGUGGACAAACGUGGAAUCCCGCGGCACCAGGAUUUCUUUCCUUUUAUUGCACGAGUUUCCCCCAUGAGGAUAAAUCGGAAGAUGCCGGGCACGCAGGAUUGAGCGAUGGUGGUGCAAGUUGGAUGCAAGCAGGCUACAGAAAGCUGUCCCGCCAUGACUCGCAUCUCAUCUAUAAGGGCUCUUCUCCUGUGCAACUCUCGCAUCUUCUCACCAGGCCGUGCCAUUCCAUCAUCAACCAGGCCUUUGACUCAAGGUUGAGGGUCGAUCAGCGAAGACCUAUUAAUGGUGACGGGUUUGGCGUCGGCUGGUACGACUCUGUGUACGAAGAGGACCUAGGAAAGCAGCCAUGCAUUUUCACCUCUGUGACUCCGGCAUGGAACAACAUCAAUCUCACGCGGUUGGCGGAGAAGAUCAAGUCGCCCUUGGUCUUUGCCCAUGUCCGUGCUACCACCGCCGGAUCUCUUUCCCUGGAUAACUGCCAUCCGUUCAUCUACGGAAAGAUCAUGUUUAUGCACAAUGGCAGCAUUGAGCAGUUCCCUAGGAUCAAGCGACGACUGCAGGCCGAGUUGCCAGACGAGAUCUUCAAUGUUGUAAACGGGAACACCGACUCUGAAUGGUCGUUUGCGCUCUUCUUGUCCAAGCUCCCAAACGCAGAUGCAGAUACAUUCACGCAUCAAACACUCCGCCAGGCUAUGCUGGAUACUAUCGCAUCCCUCAAUCAGUUUGCCGAGGAAGCUGGCAUCACAGAGCCUAGUCUGAUGAACUUCUGUGUGACAGACGGUGAUAGCGUUGUAGCUACCCGCUACGUGUCAUCUCGUUAUGACGAGGCUGCGUCUUUGUGGUUCUCGUCCGGUACCGCAUUUAGUGAGUACAAGGAAGGUGGACACUAUAAGAUGUCAAAACUGGACAAGCGGGAGAAUAUCAUCAUGGUUGCAAGCGAACCUCUUACGUUCGAGAAAGCUGACUGGAUGGAGAUCAAGACGAACUACAUGAUCGUGAUCACGCCCAAGAUGAACGUUCUCCAAAUACCCAUCAUCGACAAGUUCUAUGUGCCUCCUUCGGAUCCCGCAUCACAAUCUCGCGGCACCCACCUCGCCGCUGCCAAGGGUCUCCUCAACUCACAUCGACCUGUCGAAUUGCAGACCCCUCCGAGCCCGCC